Messenger RNA from Rhagoletis pomonella (apple maggot), 2271 nucleotides. RefSeq lists its product as uncharacterized. Gene Ontology annotation, molecular function: serine-type endopeptidase activity. NCBI's taxonomy places the organism in Eukaryota, Metazoa, Arthropoda, Insecta, Diptera, Tephritidae. The transcript has 2 exons. Bases 1 to 2271 code for a protein of 756 amino acids. The record is from RefSeq and is a predicted model, not a curated record.
AUGGCUCUAAAGUCAGUUCAAGAAGGGUCAAAGAAUAAGGCCAAUAAGACUCGCAGAACAACCCAAAAUAAGAGUCGGAAAGUAGGCAUUUAUGAGGCCAAUAAAAAAUCACCGAAUUAUCCGAAUAACUAUCCGACGAAUACCUGUUGGGAUUACGUAAUCCGUUCGCCUUAUCGCUGUCCAACAAAGUUUCACAUACAAUUUCUAGAUUUUCAUCUCGAAUCGUCGACUAAUUGCACUCAGGAUUACCUAGCCAUUGGGCUCGAGAAUGACGGCGAUGAUAUGGAUCUGCUUUGCGGACAAGUGAUAGGUAUUAAGAAGUAUCACACACCGGAUGGCAUACUACGACUGCGUUUCUUGUCUGACGGCUCGCCUUGGACGGCUGCAAGGGGUUUCAAGUUACUCAUUACACGCUUGGCUUGCGAGCGCGAGGACUACUUGCGCGAGUUGCUCGAUGGCAACGAUGAGGACACAGAGGAAGUGUUGGCGCCUACGCUAGAGUUGAAACCUCCACAAGGCACAAUGCCGCAGCUGUUUCGGAAUUUGACGCAAACGGAGCAGCACAUACCUUAUCCAACACAGCCGUUGUUCGGUUGGAACUUACCCGAACGUUUGCCGGGAUAUUUACCUGGACAAUUUCCCGUACUGCAACCACCGCCACCGCCAGCGCUUGGCGGCCUCUACGCGCCGCUGCCAAAUCGACCGCAUGCGCCAAGUCUUGACAAUAACAAGCCAUGUAUACCCGAACAAGCGCUGGGUAAUCCAUAUCCACCAUACCCACAAUACCCAGCUGUGCGCUAUAGAAGCAAUGACGCGCAGCAGCCUUUAAGCGCCGAUCAGUAUGUGGCAGUUUUGCCACCGCGGGCGCAAAGCAACCAGCAGCAAGCGCGAGAAUCGGAAAAUAAGUCUCAAGCUGAUUUGUUGGCAAAAUCAGUGAACGAGGCGCAGCCGCGGCAACAAUUCGGUGGUGGUGCGUUGUUUGGAUCGCCGUUUAAUAGUUUUCACUCAACCAUAGCACAAUUAAGCAGUCCGCAGCUGGCUGGAGCACCCUUUGCCGGCGGAGCGCCGCAGCUAGACGCCACAGCGCAAAACCCAACUCCACAAGGCGGUGCGUCAGUUGAGCCCGCCAUCACCUCAGCGUCCGCGCAGCAAUGCUGCACCUCUUCCUUCCACCAAAAACGCUUCUAUCUUUCCAGCCCGGGAUUUCCACGCACCGCUUUCACUUCACUCUUGCCAGCACAGCAGCGUGACUGCAAAUUUGUGCUAGAGAAACAUGCGGAUAACAUCUGUCGGCUGCGCAUCGAAUUCAAAUUCUUCGACUUUGGACAAUCUUACGCGGGUACCGGUGAUAUACAGGGAAAUGUGAAUGUCGCCAUUAGCACUACCAAAGAUGUUUGCACGGAAGACUAUAUCGAGAUAGACGGCGCGCGGUUUUGCGGCUGUCGCACUGGAUAUAUCUACACGAGCCCAUGGGGUUUGGGCGCAAAGCAGAUACGCAUGCGCAUGGGCUAUUCCGGCAUACCGUCGAGUGGUUUUCUACUCGAAAUCUAUCAAGAGGAAUGUCAAGAGACUGCUUUCGUUAAACCGCCGCUGCCUGCACAGGAUGCGCUGUCGCCAGCAAGUGGCGUGCAAACGGGCGGUACACAGGGUAAUACGAAUGUGGGGCAACACCAGAAUUUAGUGGGCAACCAAAAUCCCUUGAAUACUAUGCCACAAAACUUUCUAAGCCAACAGCAAUUGCCCUUAUACCAGCAGCCGCCAUAUUUUACGCAACCAGCGCAGGCUGGUCUGCCGUUAGAUCAGAUACCUUAUCGUCCUCUGCACACUGGCGGCAAUUUUAAUCCCUUCUUGGCAGCUCAGCAGCAACAGCAGCAACAACUGUGGUCUCCUCCCUUUCCGCCGCCAUAUACCGACCUAGCUCAGCAGUACCCACCUUUCGGACUGUCGAUGCCCUUCUAUCGUCACGCAAGAACAUCGGAUUCGUUGGCUAACGCUGCAAGUACAUACAAACCCAUGACGGUUGUAGAGACGAAUUCGACGCGCAAAGAGUACUACUACUUUGAUGGUGACGAGGCGUUUGGACGUCUGCGCGCCAACGAUGAACCAGACGAUCUGGAUCGCAAUGGCGUUUCGCCGGAAGCAACAGUGCGCGAUCGUUGCAGUUUUUCAACAAUGGAUGCACUACGCUUGACAGUCGAUUCGCUGUGGAUCACCAAGCCCACUUGUUAUGCGCCAUUGCGCAGCUGGUUUAGUAACAUUUUCGGCGGCUAA